UCUAACCCCGCCUCCUGCCCCGCCGCGUUCCUCUCCUCUGCUGAACGCUGAUGUGUUACUAACCUUAGCCUCAAUCGAGUAACAAAAAUGUUUAAUUUCGGACCAAAAGUGCUGUUGCUGCUUCUCGUGGCCUUCCCCUGCGGGUUGGUCUCCUUCGGUCAAGUCUCCGCUGACUCCGACUCCGAUGAGGACAUUGCUGAUGACCCAGAAGCUGAAGCGGAUGAGGAGGAAGAUGAAGAAGAGGCGCUUGUCGAGGAAGAUCAGAUGCAACCGUCGGAAGGAGACGAAGAAGACUCUGAUGAAGCAGCCGACAAACUGUUAUCAUCUCACCCUGAUGCCGACACCACCAUCAUCUUCAUGACCGGAGAAGAGUUUCCUGCCAACGAAAUUGUGAGGUUCCUCGUGGGUUUCACCAACAAGGGAAGUCAGGAUUUCACCGUUCAGUCUUUGGAGGCCACCUUCCGUUACCCUCAAGACUUCCAGUUCUACAUUCAGAACUUCACGGCGCUGCCUCUUAGUGCUGUGGUGCAGCCGCAGGCUCAGGCCUCUUUCGAGUACUCCUUCAUCCCAGCUCAGCCCAUGGCAGGCCGCCCGUUUGGUCUGGUUAUCCUCCUCAACUAUCUUGACACUCAGGGCAACGUGUUUCAGACAGCCAUCUACAACCAGACAGUCAACAUUAUCGAGCUGGAAGAGGGACUGGACGGAGAAACAAUGUUUCUGUACAUCUUCCUGGCUGGACUGGUGUCUCUGAUGCUCUUUGGGAUUUACCAGGUUCUGGAGACUCGGACGAAAAAGAGAAUCCCUGUGAAAAUAGAAAGGGGCACUGGUGGGAUGAAUGAUGUGGACAUCAGCUGGAUUCCUCAGGAGAAUCUCAAUAUCAUGAACAAAGCUUCUCCUAAAGCAUCUCCACGGAAACGAACCAAGAGGGCGGCCGGAACAGACCAAUAAAGCUGUCAGUUUCCAUCCAUCAUCAUACUGUCCAACAGGCUAUCAAAGCUGAUUUCCUCCCCGCGGUAACCCGACUCCCAUUUACAAUGGAUCAACAUCUCCAACCCGAGCAUCGUGUUAGAAAUGUUUGUGUGAAUCGCAUCCUGCUGCAACAACGACCAGAGAGCAUCCUGGACUUUACUGCUCUGACCAGAGCAACGCCCUUUAGACACCAACGGGACUGAGCUACAGUCCACAUUGACAGGGACUUUUUUUAUCAGUAUGUGUGUGUGUGAAAGGUGAUAAAAGAUGAACCAGUAAGUCAUUAAACUUUUUGUGGAAAAACAUCAAUUGUGGUGCAAACCGCCCAAAAAGAAGGCAGAAUAAAUCAACCUGUCGGCUUUCAGAGUCCUUUCAAGUUGUGGUAUACUUACUUUUUAUUUUUGUAAGCUGCAUUUCUAAGCUUCAAAUAUUUCCAUGUUCAUUUGUUUAAUGAGGUAAAUUGCCAUCAUGUAAACAUUCUGCCUUCCCCAUUGAUACCCCUGUGCUUCUUCCAAUCAGUCAGAUAUAGCAGGAGGUUUCUAUAUAAGUGUACAUUUUCAGUUGAGCAAUGGCAGCUGCAGUUACAACAUAUUAAACGGUGUGCUGUUGAGGUUUCUACAGGUUAGUUUACCUGUUCUGUUUUCACCGUGUUGAAAUGUAACUUCUCCUUGGUUGAGAGAAUCAAAAUUCUUUGUUAAGGGCUGUUGGUGCAAUGCGUUAGAUUGCAUCCCAUUUCUUUGGGGAUUUUUAAAUAAAAGGGUGAACAAAU
Pungitius pungitius (ninespine stickleback) is the source of this 1738-nucleotide messenger RNA. RefSeq names its product translocon-associated protein subunit alpha-like. The transcript is spliced from 9 exons. NCBI's taxonomy places the organism in Eukaryota, Metazoa, Chordata, Actinopteri, Perciformes, Gasterosteidae. The record is from RefSeq and is a predicted model, not a curated record. Bases 88 to 948 code for a protein of 286 amino acids. Gene Ontology annotation, cellular component: endoplasmic reticulum; endoplasmic reticulum membrane.